Messenger RNA from Blepharisma stoltei, 1400 nucleotides. The record is from the annotation of a GenBank genome assembly. Lineage: Eukaryota; Ciliophora; Heterotrichea; Heterotrichida; Blepharismidae.
AUGCUUGAAAAUCAUUUGAAUUGGCUAGAAAAAGGCAAAAGUUGCUUAGAAGAAAAUAAACCAAACGAAGCACUAGAAUGCUAUGAAGAAGCAAUUAAGUUAAAACCCAACGAUUCUAGAGGAUACAAAGGCAAAGGUAACGCUCUUAAGGCUUUAGAUGAAAAUGAUGAGGCUUUAAAAUGCUAUAGCAAAGCAAUUAAACUCAAACCUGAUGAUCCUGAAGCUUACAAUGGCAAAGGUACAGCUCUUAAUAAUUUAAAAGACAAUAUCAAAGCAAUAAACUCAUAUAAUAAAGCAAUAAAACUCAAACCUGACUAUGCUGAAGCUUAUUAUAACAAAGGGAAUGCUCUUGGUGAUUUAGAAAAGUUCACUGAAGCAAUAAAAUCCUUUAAUAAAGCAAUAAAACUCAAUCCUAAUUAUGCUGAAGCUUAUAAUGGUAAAGGCAACGUCCUUAGUGAUUUAAACAGAAAUUCUGAGGCAAUCGGAUGCUUUGACGAAGCUAUUAAACUCAAGCCUGGCUAUGCAAAUUCUUACAAUAAUAAAGAAAUGAAAUGGUGUCGUUGGCAAAAAUUGUGCUCAGAUGCUCACUCCCUAUGGAGCAGGAAGGACCUAUACAGAUGAAGUUAAAACAGGCACUCUACCCCUUUUUGAAGAAGGCAUUCAGGUUUAGGGAUAUCUUGCCGAAGAGGGAAGUUUUAUCCUCUCUUAGGUUUUCCUUUCCAUACCAGACAGGCUAGACAGUUUUUGUCGCAUAAUCAUUUUAUUACAAUAAUAAAGGGAAUGCUCUUUUAGAAUUAGGAAAAUAUGAAGAAGCCAUAGAAUGCUACGAUGAAGCACUUAAGCUAGAACCUGAUGAUGCUUAUACUUACUAUAAUAAAGGCAACGCUUUUAAUGAUUUAGGCAAAAAAGUUGAAGCAAUAGAAUGCUAUGAUAAAGCAAUCAAUAUAGAGCCUGACUAUGCAGAAGCCUAUUUCGAUAAAGGUAAAGCUCUUUAUGACUUAGGUAGAGCACCCGAAGCAAUUGAAUGCCAUGAUAAAGCUAUUGGCCUCAACCCUGAGCAUGCGGCUGCUUACUGUAAUAAAGGGGAUGCUCUAUUUAAGCUAUGCAGAUAUCCUGAAGCAGUAGAAUGCUAUGAUGAAGCAAUAAAGAUCGACCCUAACUAUGGUUAUGCUUAUUUCAAUAAGGGUUCAGCUCUUUAUGAAUUAGGCAGAAAUGAUGAAGUUAUGGAAUUGUUUGACAAGGCAAUUGAACUCAAUCCAGAAGAGCCUGAUUAUUACUUCAAUAAAGGUACAGCUCUCUAUGCAUGAAAAAGAUUUGAUGAAGCAAUCAUAUGCUUGAAUAAAGCAAUAUACUUAAUCUAUCCUUAUAAAUUGCAUCAGAAUGCAAUAUCAUUUGUAUAA